This is a messenger RNA of Paramormyrops kingsleyae, 6174 nucleotides long. It is a transcript of the gene fer1l6, whose product is annotated as fer-1 like family member 6. Gene Ontology annotation, cellular component: membrane. NCBI's taxonomy places the organism in Eukaryota, Metazoa, Chordata, Actinopteri, Osteoglossiformes, Mormyridae. Gene Ontology annotation, biological process: plasma membrane organization. The record is from RefSeq and is a predicted model, not a curated record.
GCGAGAUGUGCUCCGCUUCCACACCCCUGUGACAGCUGCCUGGCACUGAGCAGCUGAGUGGGCAGGUGCACUUCAACGCUUGGGGUUCAUUUUUUCAUCAAGCCCGUGUUUGGGAUUAUUGACCCAUUAUUGAUACUGGAGAAAUGGAGCCAUUCAAUGAAAGUCCAGAAUUACAGCGGAAGGGGAUGUUUGGCUUGAAGUUAAAGAAAAAGAAGAAAGGCGACAAGGCUCUGGUCUUUGCAAAUAAAGGUGCACUGGAUGGCAGCGAGACGGAGAGCCCAGCGGCCGCUGCGGCAGUGGAGGCCAUCGACUCCGACGAUGGCAGCCAUGCCGCCUUGGCGCCUGUCAUAGCCGAGCCCCUCUCUAAGAGAUCCAAGCUAGUGGCCAAGAUUCAAGAUAGUGAGAGUAAGAUGCAAGCCUUCCAGAUCUCCAUCAACAUAACUGAGGCCAAACAGCUUGUGGGGGAAAACAUUGAUCCCAGUGUGGUGAUUGAGAUAGGAGAUGAGAAGAAACAGACUACAGUGAAAGAGGGGACCAAUGCUCCCUUCUACAAUGAGUACUUUGUGUUUGAUUUCUUCGGCCCACAAGAAACAUUUUUUGACAAAGUCAUCAAGCUCUCAUUGAUGCAUUCCAAGAUCAUGCGCGGUUUCUGUGUCGGCUCCUUCAAGCUGGAUGUGGGGACAGUGUACCGACAGCCAGGUCAUCAGUUCACUAAUAAGUGGGCUGUCCUCACUGACGCCAUGGAUAUUCGGACAGGGGUAAAAGGCUACCUGAAGUGUGACAUCAGUGUGACGGGAAAGGGGGAGGUGACACACCCUCCUCAGAAAAACACAGAGGCAGAGGAGCACAUCAAUAAAAAUCUGCUGCUACCAGCUGGAUUUCCAUCGGAGCGUCCCUGGUCUCGCUUCUAUGUCAAGGUGUACCGAGCUGAAGGGCUUCCCCGAAUGAACUCUAGCAUCAUGGCCAAUGUCACCAAGGCAUUCGUUGGGGACGCCAAGGACCUUAUCGACCCAUACGUUGUCGUGUCCUUCUUUGGCCAGAUGGGCCGCACAUCCACCCAAAAGGGCUCCGCAGAUCCGGUGUGGAACGAGCAGAUUGUCUUUAAAGAGAUGUUCCCACCCCUGUGUCAACGUGUGAAGAUCCAGGUGUGGGAUGAAGGCAGUAUGAACGACGUGGCUAUUGGAACACAUUUCAUUGACCUGCGCCGGAUUGCCAAUGAACAGGAUGGCGACCGAGGUUUCCUGCCCACAUUUGGUCCAGCUUGGAUCAACCUUUAUGGCUCCCCUAGAAACUCCACGUUAGUGGACAACUUAGAGCUGAACGAGGGAAUGGGUGAGGGCGUGUCCUUCCGUGGACGGAUUCUUCUAGAGCUGGCGGUGGAGAUUCUCUCGGGAGCGGGGGCAGCUGAAUCUAAGAUGGCAAAGGAUACAAAAGGAGGGAAGGACCCUAAAGGCCCAGCAGCUACAGGAGGGGGACCUGCAGGGGGAGCGGAUGAGGAGAAGGGCAGUGCCCUAGGUGCAGAAGUGACGCCGGUGGAGGCCCCAUCAGAGAUAAGCAGUGAAGACAAGGAGAACUUCAUACUGUUUGGUGCUGUGUUCGAGGCAUCCAUGAUCGACAGGAAGAUUGGAGAAAAACCUAUAAACUUUGAGUUCACCAUUGGCAACUAUGGAAACUUGAUUGAUGGCACCAAUAUUGUCAGCAGCAGUAAAAAGAGAGCAACAGAGCAUGCGGAAUUCGAGGGCACCCCCCUGCUGGACCCCCUGGGGUCAGAACUUUGCAAGUCCACAACCCCCCCUGACAAGCCCUCACCAAUGGUUGGAAACAGGAAUUACCUGCACUUAGCCCUUCUGAACCAGAAGCCAUGUGUCCAUGUAACAAGCCGCUGGGAGGACCAGACCUUUCGCCUGAAUUACUCCAACAUGCUGGAGAACGUCGCCCUUGCAUUUGAGGGAGGGGUGAGCAAGGUAGCCGAGCUGAGCCUGACUUCGGAUGCUGAGGCCCUGUCUCUAGCCCACCAUGUUUUUCAGGAGUUUGGUAGCAAUUGCAGAAAAUUUGUUGCUUUUGCGGAGCAGAAGGUGAAGGGGAACCACUUGACCAUGCUGGAUAAGAAAAGACUCACCCUAUGCAGACAGGAGCUGGAAAGCAUGAUGGGUGAGGCAAAGUCCACUAUAGAAUCAAAGAGGAAGAGUCCGAGUAUGAAGGAGAUUCUUGAGGAUGCUCUGAGGAUCAUUCAGAGACUGAGGUUCCUGGUAGUCGAGCCGCAGCACACCCUCCCAGAUGUCUUUGUGUGGUUGCUCAGCAACAACAAGCGCAUUGCAUAUGCCCGCAUGCCUGCCCGGGAAGUGCUGUACUCCUCCUGCCCUGAGGAACGGGGCCAAGACUGUGGCAAGAUCAAGACCGUAUUCCUCAAGCCACCAGGCAAGCGUACGAUUGGCUGGACGGUGCAAGCUAAGCUUGAUGUCUACUUAUGGCUGGGAAGAUGCAGUGAAUCCUCUGACAUGCUGGAGAACCUGCCAAAAGGCUUUGAACCCCAGUGGGGCACAGCAGAUAACACCACCCCACCUGAUAACCUGAUCUGUCAAGAGCAGCACCAGUUCCAGUUGCGGGCUCAUAUGUACCAGGCCCGUGGGCUGAUUGCAGCUGACAGCACUGGCCUCUCUGACCCUUUCGCUAGAGUUUCCUUCCUAUCGCACAGCCAAACCACUGAAAUCAUUAAUCAGACACUGACCCCAACUUGGAACCAGAUGCUUCUUUUUAACAAGCUGACACUCUGUGGAGAGCUAACAGAGAUCGUAAAAGAGCCCCCGCGGAUUGUCAUCGAAGUGUAUGACGAUGAUGCACUGAGUAAGGCAGAGUACCUGGGCUCCACAGUGACCGUGCCAGUGGUCCAGCUCUCAGAGGAGCCUUACUCUCCAGCCCAGCUCCAGUACAACCCACUCUUCUGUGGCAGUCUGUCGGGGGGAGACCUGUUAGGUGCCUUUGAGCUCAUCCAGAUACCAGCAUCAGGUGAGAUAUCCCUGCCAGUUGUGGAUGAGCCAGAUGGACACAUCUAUCCUGUCCCUGCCAGCAUUCGUCCUGUACUCAGCUGGUAUAGACUGGAGGUGCUGUUCUGGGGCCUUCGGGAGCUGAAAAAGGUACAGCUUCUCCCUGUGGACCGGCCACAGGUGUUCAUAGAAUGCGCUGGGAAGGGCAUACGCUCCUCUGUCAUACAGAGCUACAAAAGUAACCCCAACUUCACCGUAAUGGUGGAUUCCUUCAUACUGGAACUGCCAGAAAACGAGAACUUGCACCCACCCCUCACUAUCAGCGUGGUGGACUGGCGUGCCUUUGGACGGAGCACGCUCGUAGGCAGCCAUGUAAUCAACAGCUUGAAAGGGUUCAAGUACAUCCCCCCGGUACUGCCCCCAGCACCACGGCCCCAGGACAUUCGCGAUGCAGAGGGCGUGUCUCAUCCUGCACCAGAAAGCAGCUCUGCAGAUCUAGUAUCUUCUGUGGAUAUCUACGUCAACAUCGAGCAGCAGGAAGUCACUCCCAUGCCUACUGCAACGACAGAGACUGAACCCCCAAAGAGAAAGGAGAUGAGGAAGAGCACACGGGGGUCCACCAAGAGGCGGAAGCGCACGAUUGCUGACGAGUCUGCUGAGAAUGUCAUUGACUGGUGGUCUAAGUAUUAUGCCUCAGUGGACAAGUUUCAGCAGGCCAGGCAAAGAGAAGCUCAUGCAUUCCCACACAUAUAUGAUAAUGUAUCCCCCCUCCAGCACUUGCUCUCGGAUGGAGUAGACUCCCUGGUGAGUGGGCAUCAAGACCAAUAUGCAGCCAGGGAUGGUGACAAGAAGAAAAAGCAGAAUAAAUUUAAAGCCCCCCUUGACCAACCCAAGGUGACAACACUGCAGGUGUAUGAUAAGGACCUGGAGGCAGAAUUCGGGGUCUUUGAUGACUGGGUCAACACAUUUAAACUAUACAGGGGCAAGGCUAAUGAGGAAGAAGGUUCCAUGGAAGAGAGGACUGUUGGAAAAUUUAAGGGUCGAUUCUGCCUGUAUAAGCUGAUGAGUGCUGAUGAUUGUGCAGAAGGUGACCCAGAGGCUGGGCAGUUUAAGAUUAACAAGGGAAUCCCACCCAAUACUUCUGUCAAGGUUUUGAUCCGGGUUUACAUUGUCUCAGCCACCAACCUUCACCCAGCAGACCCCGAUGGAUAUUCCGACCCUUACAUUGUCCUGAGGCUGGGGAAUACGGAGAUCAAAGACAGGGACAAUUACAUCCCAAAACAACUGAAUCCUAUUUUUGGCAGGUCUUUUGAGAUCCAAGCCACAUUCCCCAAGGAGUCUUUGUUGACUGUUUUUAUCUAUGACCAUGACAUGAUUGGGACUGAUGACUUGAUUGGAGAGACUCGGAUUGACCUGGAGAACCGUUUCUACACUCGACAUCGGGCCACAUGUGGACUGCCAAGUGAAUAUUCCAUUGAAGGCUACAAUACAUGGAGGGAUUCUAUUAAACCUUCAGAGCUGCUGGUCAAGUUAUGCAAAGACUACCGCCUAGAUGGCCCACAUUUCACGCAUGGAAGAAUUACCAUCGGAGACAAAGUCUUCGUUGGAAAGACUGUCUUUGUAGAUGAAGGUGCAGAAGAUCCUGUGGAGUCCUAUGAACACCUGGCACUGAAGAUCCUGCACCGCUGGGCUGAGAUACCAGGCAUUGGAUGCAAACUUGUCCCAGAACAUAUUGAAACCAGGACUCUUUACCAUAAAGACAAACCAGGAAUGGACCAGGGCCAGCUGCAGAUGUGGGUGGACAUGUUUCCUAUGGACAUGCCGCAUCCAGGCCCUCCAGUUGAUGUCUCUCCUCGAAAACCCAAAGGGUAUGAGCUGAGAGUCAUCAUUUGGAACACAGAAGAUGUCAUACUUGAAGAUACAAACUUCAUUACAGGGCAACAGUCUAGCGACAUUUAUAUAAAAGGUUGGCUUAAGGGCCUAGAAGAUGAUCGGCAAGAGACUGAUGUCCACUAUAGCUCACUGACUGGAGAGGGCAACUUCAACUGGCGCUUUGUUUUCCCAUUCCACUACCUGCCAGCAGAGAAAUUGCUGGUUGUUUCCAAACGGGGGAGCAUCUACUCUUUAGACAAAAAAGAGCAAAAACUUCCAGCUGUGCUGCUGCUCCAGGUUUGGGACUUUGAGCGGCUGUCCUCUGACGACUUCCUUGGUUCAUUGGAGUUGGACAUGCAUGGAUUUCCACGUGGUGCUAAAACAGCAAAAGCCUGUAAGAUGGAGAUGCUGAAUGACAGCUUUGAGAAAAUAUCCAUCUUCCAGCAGAAACGUUCACGGGGCUGGUGGCCCUUCGUCAAGGCUGGAGAGCUCACAGGAAAAGUAGAAGCCGAGUUCCACCUGGUGACGUCUGAGGAAGCAGUGAAGUAUCCAGUGGGUCGAGCCCGCAAGGAACCAGAACCAUUAGAGAAACCCAACCGACCAGACACCUCCUUCUCCUGGUUCAUGAACCCCUUUAAAUGCUUCUUUCAUCUGGUUUGGAAGAACUAUAAGAAGUACAUCAUCAUUGCCUUCGUGCUGCUGAUCAGCGCCCUGUUCAUCGCCCUGCUGUUUUACACGCUACCUGGUGCCAUCUCCCAAAAGAUCGUCAAUGGAUAAUGGGCAAUUAUGGCAAUUAGUAAUCUGCAGAUUUCUUUGAAUUUGAUUUUACUUUAAAUUAAUGGUGAUUUUUAAUGGUAAUUUCUUUCCCUCUCUUAUAUCCUUAUAUGUUUAGUCCCCUUUCCAUUCAUACCUGAUUUGAGUUUCUGCUGAAUUUAAUCAUGCCCAUGGUGGAUAUAGUUUUUAAGUUUGCUCCCACAUUCAUGCUUGUUAUAUUUUAGACUAAAAGUGCUCAUUACUAAAUGUAAUUAAAAUCUUGGGGUUGUAUUUGAAAACUACAUAUUCAUUAUAUCAUAUGCUGUAUGUUAAGAUAAUUUUUUUUGCGUAUUUUUUUGUAUCGUAAUGCUCUUAUCUAUAUAUUGUAAUGCUAUAUCGAUAUAUUAUAUCUAAGAUACAGCGCUUUUUGAUAAGGCUAGCUGCUAAACAAAUGAGAUCAACAUGUCAUUGGCUUUGCGUUAAACUUAAGAUAGAGAUUUAUGAAUGUUACUUGAUUUUCACGCAGCAAAUUAAGGUUUCAUGCAUAAUGCAUAUGUAAUCUUCU